Molecule: messenger RNA, 3046 nt
Organism: Physeter macrocephalus (sperm whale)
Lineage: Eukaryota; Metazoa; Chordata; Mammalia; Artiodactyla; Physeteridae
Gene: AMPH
Product: amphiphysin
Exons: 20
Coding region: 1-1932 (643 amino acids)
Biological process (GO): synaptic vesicle endocytosis
Cellular component (GO): plasma membrane; synaptic vesicle; cytoplasm
Molecular function (GO): phospholipid binding; protein binding
Source: RefSeq, a predicted model, not a curated record
AUGGCCGACAUCAAGACGGGCAUCUUCGCCAAGAACGUCCAGAAGCGACUCAACCGCGCGCAGGAAAAGGUCCUUCAGAAGCUUGGGAAAGCUGAUGAGACAAAAGAUGAACAGUUUGAAGAAUAUGUGCAGAACUUCAAACGGCAAGAGGCAAAGGGUACCAGACUUCAGCGAGAACUCCGAGGAUAUUUAGCAGCUAUCAAAGGCAUGCAAGAGGCUUCCAUGAAGCUCACCGAGUCGCUGCAUGAAGUCUAUGAGCCCGACUGGUACGGGCGCGAAGACGUGAAAAUGAUUGGCGAGAAAUGUGAUGGGCUGUGGGAAGACUUCCAUCAAAAACUAGUGGAUGGGUCCUUGCUGACACUGGACACCUAUCUGGGCCAAUUUCCUGACAUAAAGAACCGCAUCGCCAAGCGCAGCAGGAAGCUGGUGGAUUAUGACUGUGCCCGCCACCACCUGGAAGCUUUGCAGAGCUCCAAGAGGAAGGAUGAGAGUCGCAUCUCUAAGGCAGAAGAGGAAUUUCAGAAAGCACAGAAAGUGUUUGAAGAGUUUAACGUUGACUUACAAGAAGAAUUACCAUCGUUAUGGUCAAGACGAGUUGGAUUUUAUGUCAAUACUUUCAAAAACGUCUCUAGCCUAGAGGCCAAGUUUCAUAAGGAAAUUGCAGUGCUUUGCCACAAACUAUAUGAAGUGAUGACGAAAUUGGGUGACCAGCACGCUGACAAGGCCUUCACCAUUCAAGGAGCUCCCAGCGACUCGGGUCCUCUGCGUAUUGCAAAGACGCCAUCGCCGCCCGAGGAGCCUUCACCCAUCCCGAGCCCGACAGCUAGUCCCAAUCACACGCUGGCACCUGCAUCUCCUGCACCAGCCCGGCCUCGGUCACCCUCGCAGACAAGGAAAGGACCUCCUGUCCCACCUCUCCCUAAAGUCACCCCAACAAAGGAGCUGCAGCAGGAGAACAUCAUCAGUUUCUUCGAGGACAACUUUGUUCCGGAAAUCAGUGUGACGACGCCUUCUCAGAAUGAAGUCCCUGAGGUGAAGAAAGAGGAGACCUUGUUGGAUCUGGACUUCGAUCCUUUCAAGCCCGACAUGCCCUCUGCGGGUUCUGCUGGAGUAACCCACUCACCGAUGUCGCAGACAUUGCCCUGGGACCUAUGGACGACAAGCACUGAUUUGGUACAGCCGGCUUCUGGAGGUUCAUUUAAUGGAUUCACCCAGCCACAGGACACUACAUUAUUCACAAUGCAGACAGACCAGAAUAUGAUCUGUAAUUUGCUCAUCCCUGCAACGGAUGCUGAUGUGACGGCCGGGACCUUGGUGCCGGCAGCGGAGGGGGCCCCCGUGGGGGAAGCAGAGACAGAGAAGGUGACUCUUCCUGCUGGAGAAGGAGCGAGUUCAGAGGACGCCAAGAUUGACACCGAAGCCACGGAGGCUGUAGAUGGUGACAGACCUCAACCGGUAGAAACAGAAGCAGCAGCAACUCAGGAGAAGGUCAUCCCUUCGGUGGUCAUAGAGCCCGCCUCCAACAAUGAAGGGGAGGGAGAACACGAAGAGGCCAUGGGUGCAGAGUUCAUGGAGGCAACUGCUGACGUGGCUCUUCCGGGCUCCACCGGCGAGACACCAGCGCUGGCCUCGGAGGAACACAAGGCGGGCAAGGCCUCCCAGCCAGCAGCCCCCUCCGCAAGCGAGGCCCUCCAGGAAGGGCCUCCCGGCUUCCUCUACAAGGUGGAAACACUGCAUGAUUUCGAGGCAGCAAAUUCUGAUGAGCUUACCUUACAAAGGGGUGACGUGGUGUUGGUGGUGCCCUCAGAUUCGGAAGCUGACCAGGAUGCAGGCUGGCUGGUAGGUGUGAAGGAAUCAGACUGGCUCCAGUACAGAGACCUCGCCACGUACAAAGGCCUCUUUCCAGAGAACUUCACACGGCGCCUGGAUUAGGACCAAAAGUAUUGUAGAAGGAGCCUGAUUACUGGGUUUUUAAACCUUUGUGAAAACCUGAAGGGUUCACUUUUGCUGUGACACUCUUAGUGAUUUACAGACCAAUGCCAGACAAAGUUUGGAAGGCUGUGUCAAUGAAGCAUGUGUGCAAACAAAUGUUUAGAGGAAAAAAAAAACAAGUAAAUUAAGGAAAAAGUCUUCACUGGUUCCCACGUUCUUGCUAACAGGUUUGUUUGUGCUUUGUCCAAGCUGUGGAGACUUGUAUACUCGACCCCCUCCCACCAGUUCUAAAGUAGCUUUCUCCAGACCAGAACCUUAAUUUCUCUGCACCAAGCGUACGGUAUUGAGUGGCUUCCCUGCAGAAGACGUGGUGAAUUGUCCUGUAAUACGAGAUUAUCUUCUUCCCCUGUGCAGGUGUGAGCACGUGCUCUCUCUCUCUCUCUCCCUUUUCACAUUUCCUGUGUUUAAAACGAAACUGCUGCAAGAGUUGUCACUGUUCUUUACCAGCACCUCUCUCUCUAUAUAUAUAUGGACACACAGUCACACGAGCUCGUCCUCAUCACUCCUGGAUCUAUGUGUAUGCACAAGGCUACGUAUACAUAGUUGUGCUCUCUCCCUUCCAUUGUAGCUUUUAGCCUCUUAUGUGUCAUUGAUACACGCGUUGCUCUUAUUCCGUCUGGCAUCACAGUUGCAGUUUUGCCUCUGGGCAAAACCAGCCAUCCCAUUGCCAAAACAGUGGACAGUAUCUGUGUUCGGAAUGGGCAUUCUUCAGGAUGCAAUGACUAACGGCACAUCGGAGCUGUUGCCCCUUUGGAGAAAGCAGAGUCUGCGGAUCUGGAUGUCCGGCCACCGUGACCGGAGGUGGGCGAGUGUGGAUCAGCGGCUGAAUUGGCUUAACUUCUGCCCCUCUGAGACUGGCUAGCUGAUGGGGCAUUUAGGUCCACCCCCAAAGAACACUAUUUCAAAAAGCUCCUGUAUAUUUCCACCUCUUUUUAUUGACGCAACUCACCUUCACAGAUCGUCCGAAAAUAAGAUAUAGAUGAUGUAUGCUGUAUCCACAAGUCAUCUGUAACGAUUCUGUUUUCAGUGCUGUGUCAUUCCAAAUAAACCUUGG